Molecule: messenger RNA, 920 nt
Organism: Oppia nitens
Lineage: Eukaryota; Metazoa; Arthropoda; Arachnida; Sarcoptiformes; Oppiidae
Exons: 2
Coding region: 122-832 (236 amino acids)
Source: RefSeq, a predicted model, not a curated record
UUUAUUCAAAAAUAUUAAUAAUAUGAAUAAAAAUUGUUUUUAUAGAUAAUUAUAAUUUAUAAAUGAAUUUUUGACUAAAUUUGACUAAAUAUUCUAAAAUCAAUAAAUAAGAAAUAAUAAAAUGGCGAAAACACUGAUAAUUGUUUUGUUGGACAAAAGUGGAUCUAUGGCUACAAAGAAAAGUGAUGUCAUCGGAGGGUUUAAUACGUUUUUAAAUAAUCAGCAAAAAGUGGUGACCGAUGCGGCAAAAAUGUAUUUAUUAACAUUCAACACUAUUGUUACUAUUGUUGAAAAUGGCGUACCAUUGGAAUCGGUUCCGGAACUGACGGAAACCAACUAUACACCGGGCGGUGGAACAGCACUGUAUGACGCCAUUGCCGAAGGCGUAAGAGUGGCCGAUAACGAUAAGACUGACGAUGAAAGAGUUAUUUGUCUGAUUAUGACUGAUGGCGAAGAAAACUCAUCGCGAGAGACAACCAAACAACAGGUUAGAGAUAUAAUUACCGGACACGAGGCUAGAGGUGACUGGAGUUUCGUCUAUAUUGGCGAAGAACCCGAUCGUUGGACAGGAGAUAUGAAAAUGACUAGAAUUGAUGUACCCAUUAGUCAACCAACUAUUAACUAUCUUAGACAAGACUAUCCAAAAAUAAAUCAUUGUUUAAACUUAUCCAUGUGUUCGUAUAGCACAUCCAAUGUCAUGCAAUUCAAUGCCCAGAACUAUGAUUUAAAUUAUAUGACGGGCGAUAUGUUAUGCUCUGAGCUCAGGUCAUCCAAUAGCAAACAGUUGUCCGAUCUGUCGACAGUCACACCAAAUGAUACAAAGGAACAGUAAAUUUCAAUAUUAAUUAAAUUUGUUUAACAAUUAAAAAUUGUCUAUUGAUUAAUAUAAAAAAUUUAAACUAAAUUAUACUUUAAUUAUC